UAUUAAGUUACAACCUCUCAUACAGUCACAAUUUAUUAUUUUCACUCACGAGAAGCUCCAGCAAUUCCCUUGAUUCAUCAGAAUUACUUGAACCAGUACCGACCACGGUCCCAGCUGCUACAGCUAGCAUGAUCUUCAUUUGAAGUGCUGGAAAGGCACGGUAGCCUCGUCUGAAGAUGUCGUUGGCCGAAGCGGAGGGGCAAACGGGCCCGUUUGUCUUGCGGACUUUACUGGAUGAUGUGCCACUCUCUGCUGAUGGCGAUCGCGACGAUAUUGAGAUAAGGUGUGUGGAGUUCUUGGGUACGUCGGUACGGUCAUGGUCGAGAUAUAAAGUCACCAGCUAAUCAGUUUGCGCCAGACCAAAACCUAUACGUAGGCACAUCGGCGUCGGAACUCCUCCACUUCGUACAAAUUCCACCCGAUCCCAACGAUUCUUUGGGACAGCCCUCCUAUAUAUUAGCUUCUAGGCUUCUCCCUGCCUACCAUGAGUCCUCCAACCCCCGCAGACCAGGCGUCCAACAAAUCCUACUUCUUGCCCAAGUUAAUAAGGCUUGCAUAUUAUGUAACUGGACGGUGACAUUUUACUCUCUACCGGAACUUAGCCCGGUAUUUGGAACUACGCAGAUACGGCCAUGCAAUUGGAUUGGAGGAAUAGACUUAAAUACAGACCUCACGGGGCGUCAGCGGGACGGGAAUCCUCCUUCAGUUACCGUUCUAGUUUCACUGAACAGAAAGAUGAGAGUCAUCAGAAUUGGGGAAGAUGCCAGGCCAGUCAGGGUGAUACGUCCAUUUUAUACAUACAUGUGAUUGCCAAGCUGAUAUUUCUAGGUGAUUGACUUUCCGGCGGGAACUAUUUCUGUUCGGCGAGAAUCUUUUGCGUGUGUAGCAAACUCACAUUCUUAUGCUCUUUUAGAUGUAGAACGGUUGUUGAAGAUACCGUUGUUUCCCAUAUCUUCAUUGGAUAACUCUCACUCCGAGGGCGUCAGUGGCCGAGUAGAAGACAUAUCCGGAGGUGGAAAUGGCGGCAUCUCAAGAAGUACCUCUUCUGCACAGUCGACUCAUUCAUCAGCGCCAGCUGAAGUCCGAGGGCACAACAGAAGCACCAGUCUCGGUGCCUUUAUCAGUGGCGCUGGGAUAGGCAGGCAUAGCCAAGGUAGGAGUAUCGAUCGCACUGGACGAGAAACCCCUGAAGGGCUCUUUCGGGAGUCAUCGCCAGCUCCAACAGCAAGUCCCUUGAGAAAUCCGCCCCGAGAUCCAAGCCCUGGGUCUAAUAAGGCUCUUCCACCACCUCCAAGUGAUGCAUCUACUGACUUAGCCCCCAUCCCGCCAAGUACUGCUGCACCUCCGCCUGUGCCCACUCCUGUCUACCUUAAGCCGCAUAUUGCAUCGCCAACCCCCCAGGAGUUUUUGUUAGUCACUGGAACGGGUCCGCGAGAUCCAGGUGUUGGCAUGUUUGUAAGUCUCGAAGGCGAGGUUACACGACCCACGGUGGAGUUUGAAGUAUACCCAGAAGAGGUUGUAGUAGAUGGACGCGGGGUCGGGGUAGAUCCGACUCCCAUUACCAGCGAAGAGGAAGAGGAAGGCUAUGUCAUUGCUUCCCUUUCACGAGAAUUUGGUGAAGAGUUGCGCCACGGACUCGAAAUUCAGCGUUGGGAUCUCAAUUCUGGAGAAGACGGUGUUGAGAAACACUGGUUGGAAGCGCCACCCAAAGGCAAUACCGAGAAAGGGUUCUCAUCUCGCAUAGGUAUCCGCUCAGUGGUUGAUACAAACAACGUGUCUUUCGCUGAAUUAACCGAAAAACUUCGUUUAAAACGCUUCCGCCCAUUUACAGCAACAUCUACCAGUGCUUCUACCUUGUCGUUGCAGAGUCUGGAUUCUCGCACAGCAAGCUCUCUCGAGCGUGUUUCUGGAGAGAGAGAGCUAUUCGAAAGCGGUGACUCCCUCCCCAAAGGAUGGGAAAAUGAUCGAAACAAAGAGGAGUUGCACUUUGCUCAAAGGCUAGGCAACUCCCAAAGUCGCAUCGCAGCUUGGUCUGGUACAACAAUUUGGUGGGCGGUUCGCAAUCCCUUGGCUCUGCGUUUGGAUGCAGCUUUGGAUCGCUUACUCUUAGGCAACUCUUCAAGUGCGUCAAAAUAUCGAUCCCUUGACAGGCAAAACGCCAUCACGUUGAUCAACUCAUUACGUGGCCGCGAGGCAAGGACCGAGACUGAAUUCGUUAGUCUUGGCUAUGUGAAGCAACGGGCUGGCCUGAUUCUUUUCAUGAGUCUUCUUGAGUCUAACCCUGACCAGCACAAAGCAUAUGAGUACGAAGUAUGCGAAGAGGCUCUUCUUGAUGGGAGUCUAGAUCCACGUGUGAUUCUGUCGAUCAUUCCAUCUUUGCGCAACGAAAUGGUGGAGGGCAAAACUGGAAUAUGGAUCAACGGCGGUAUCCGGGAUGUCGCUGAAGGAUAUAUCAAUAGGGUCGACUCGGGACCACCAGAGUCAUCCAGUUCAAAUGCCAUUCCUGUCGAGAUUCUUCUCUUUCUAGGCAGAUUUUUAUCCGCUUGGCGAAAGAAGAAGGGAUUUGGAAGCAUAGCGAAUGAACAAGAGGUAUCUCGCAGUGUCGAUGCUUCUCUGUUACUUGUCCUCUUACAGCUAGACAUGACCUCCAAUGAAGACCCCUCGAGCCGCAGAUCAACUAGAGCUGAUUUGUACGAUUUGGUUGAUCAUGGAGUAGAUUGUUUUGAGAGAGCAGUCUCACUCUUGGAGUCCCAUAGGCGUCUCUUUGUGCUUAGUCGUUUAUAUCAAAGCCGCAAAAUGGCAGGUGAUGUGUUGAAAACAUGGCGUCGAAUUGUUGAGGGUGGAGGUGACCAGGGAGGCGAGUUUAGAGAUGGUGAAGUGAGGGUCCGAGAAUAUCUUCUGAAAGUCCGCAGUCCAGCUUUAGUCCAAGAAUACGGUGUUUGGCUAGCCACACGAAAUCCAACACUUGGAGUCCAGGUUUUCGCCGAGGACAGGAACUACGUAAAAUUUGAACCAGCUCAGGUUGUCCAAAUCUUGCGAGAAGGUGCGCCUGGAGCCGUGAAGACAUACCUCGAAUAUUUGGUCUUCAGCAAACACCAUUCGGAGUAUAUCAACGAGCUGAUAGCAUAUUAUCUAGAUGUUGUCAUCAAGAAGCUUGAGGAAUCACCAGAGGCACGAAACAUAUUGAUUCAGACAUAUGAAUCGUACCGUGCUCUACAACCCCCGAAGCCUACCUACAGGCAAUUCAUUACUGACAAUACAAUCGACGCGGAUUGGUGGCAGAGCCGACUUCGACUACUUCAACUCCUUGGUGGAAGUCAGGGAUCUGCAUCACAGUACGACGUUGCCGCUAUUCUCGAGCGGAUAGCUCCCUUUACCAAAGAGCUUGUGCCCGAGGUCAUCAUUCUCGACGGCCGACAAUCUCAUCAUGAGGAAGCUUUGCGUCUUUUGACCCAUGGAUUGGGAGAUUAUGACACGGCGAUUAAUUACUGUCUCCUAGGCGGAUCGAGUAUUUACCACCCGACAUCUGGCACCAUAGCUCGCGAGCAACUACCAUCUUGGGGGGAACAAUCAAAACUAUUUGGCUACUUACUCUCAGAGUUCCUCCGCAUUGAUAACAUCAGUGAUCGCGUGGAGCAGACCAGUAAUCUUCUGGAACGAUUUGGUGGAUGGUUUGAGGUUGCUCAUGUGCUCAGUUUGAUACCAGAUACCUGGUCUGUGGAUUUGGUCUCUGAGUUCCUUAUUAGUGCCCUAAGAAGAAUUGUUAGGGAGAGGCAUGAGACUAUGAUUGCUAAGGCGCUGAGUGGCGCGGAGAACUUAAGUGUCUCUGCUGGACUUAUUAAGGAGAGGGAGAGGGUCGGUCCUUCUGUAGAGACGUAGGGGUUUUAUGUGAUCACUAGGUAUCUGGCCUUUUGGUUGCCUUGUAUAUAAUCUGAUAAUGAAGAAUGUGAACAAAAAA
Molecule: messenger RNA, 3958 nt
Organism: Hymenoscyphus albidus
Lineage: Eukaryota; Fungi; Ascomycota; Leotiomycetes; Helotiales; Helotiaceae
Source: the annotation of a GenBank genome assembly